This is a messenger RNA of Protopterus annectens (West African lungfish), 700 nucleotides long. It is a transcript of the gene AGRP, whose product is annotated as agouti related neuropeptide. NCBI's taxonomy places the organism in Eukaryota, Metazoa, Chordata, Ceratodontiformes, Protopteridae. The transcript has 4 exons. The coding region runs from base 93 to 560 and encodes 155 amino acids. The record is from RefSeq and is a predicted model, not a curated record. Gene Ontology annotation, cellular component: extracellular region. Gene Ontology annotation, biological process: hormone-mediated signaling pathway; neuropeptide signaling pathway; positive regulation of feeding behavior. Gene Ontology annotation, molecular function: neuropeptide hormone activity; type 1 melanocortin receptor binding.
UAAGUACAAUACUAGCCUAGGAUUACAAAGCAAAACAAGAACCUUGUGUAAGAUAAGAGCAUCUGUGGAAACCUCAUCUUGGGUCUUUAGCUAUGGUUACCAUGCUGAACACACUUUUGCUUUGUUGGUGUAUUCUUCAUGGGCUUCAGACUGUUCUCACAUCUGAUCCCAGCAACACCCUCCACCUUGAAGAGUUGAGCUCUAAUAUGAACCGUGCAGGAAGAUAUGACUACCUGAGUCAGCUGAGGAAAGCCAAACAGCCAACUUAUUAUUUAUCAGGCCCCAUUGAGGGACCAGAAUUUGACAAGACGGGUAUGGAUUCAGUUGAUGAAGACAUAUUGCAGGAAACAGUUUCACUUGACCAUGGGGUACUGUCUAACAACAUUGAGCUACAGAAUAGAGAAGAACGUUCACCUAGGAAGUGUCUGCGACUUUCAGAGUCAUGCCUUGGUCUUCAGCUACCUUGUUGCGAUCCGUGUGCUGCAUGCUACUGCAGAUUCUUUACUGCUGUCUGCUACUGCAAAAAAAUCAGCAGCCUUUGUCCUAACGGGAAGCAUUAAUUCCUGCUAGUAAUGUAAAGCAUCUUGUUUGUAACAGUAGUUAGCUUGGAAUUGUCUUGAAUGUUGUAUAAAAUUACUUAUUUUCUGAUCCUGUACAGCUUAUUUCUUUGUGUAUAAAUAAAAUGUGUUUAUUAAAAAUA